Molecule: messenger RNA, 2305 nt
Organism: Exophiala mesophila
Lineage: Eukaryota; Fungi; Ascomycota; Eurotiomycetes; Chaetothyriales; Herpotrichiellaceae
Product: RuvB-like helicase 2
Exons: 3
Coding region: 208-1665 (485 amino acids)
Biological process (GO): box C/D snoRNP assembly; regulation of transcription by RNA polymerase II; chromatin remodeling
Cellular component (GO): NuA4 histone acetyltransferase complex; Ino80 complex; Swr1 complex
Molecular function (GO): ATP hydrolysis activity; DNA helicase activity; ATP binding
Source: RefSeq, a predicted model, not a curated record
CAUCUCGACCACUUCAAUCAUUCUUCACACGUCCACCCUUUGUUUUCAACACCUCAAUUCCUUCAUUUUCUCACUCUAACCUUUUCGCUUGUCACCUUUUGCAUAUUCUCCUGGCUAUAAAAAGUCCCGACUCGAUCCUUGCGCAUGAUUUGCGCCCACCACGCGCCAACACUCUCUCGCCACCCUCAUUCGCAAUAAUCGCCAAACAUGGCUGCAGCCAUCACUACUGUCUCCGAUAGCCGCGAGGUCCGAGGCCUCAAUCUGAUCGCAGCGCAUUCUCAUAUCCGGGGCCUAGGUGUUGACCUGGCCACCCUCGAGCCCCGGGGCACGUCUCAAGGCCUAAUUGGUCAGACAAAAGCUAGGAAAGCUGCGGCGGUGAUACUACAGAUGGUAAAAGAUGGCAAAAUCGCUGGCAAAGCUGUGCUAGUUGCGGGGCCGCCCAGUACUGGGAAAACCGCCCUUGCCAUGGCUAUGGCACAAUCCUUGGGCCCCGACGUUCCCUUUACAAUGCUUGCCGCCUCCGAGAUCUUUUCACUUGAAAUGUCAAAGACAGAAGCCCUCACUCAAGCUUUCCGCAAGUCCAUUGGCGUCAGAAUCAAAGAGGAAAGCGAAAUCAUCGAAGGGGAGGUUGUUGAGAUUCAAAUCGACCGCAGUGUCUCAGGAGGAAACAAGCAGGGCAAAUUGACCAUCAAGACUACCGAUAUGGAAACCAUCUACGACAUGGGCACGAAAAUGAUCGACUCCAUGACCAAGGAAAAGGUCAUGGCUGGCGACGUAAUUUCCAUUGACAAAUCAUCAGGCAAGAUCAGUAAACUCGGUCGCUCCUACACUCGAUCACGAGAUUACGAUGCCAUGGGCGCCGACACCAAGUUCGUUCAAUGCCCCGAAGGCGAACUACAGGUACGCAAAGAAGUCGUUCAUACAGUGAGCCUGCAUGAAAUCGACGUCAUCAACUCUAGAACCCAAGGCUUCCUCGCCUUGUUCUCCGGCGACACGGGUGAAAUCAGGAGCGAGGUUCGCGACCAAAUCAAUACAAAGGUUGGAGAGUGGAAGGAAGAGGGUAAGGCCGACAUUAUCCCCGGCGUUCUUUUCAUCGAUGAAGUCCACAUGCUCGAUAUCGAAUGUUACAGUUAUAUCAACCGUGCAUUGGAAGCCGACCUCGCCCCCAUUGUCAUCAUGGCAAGUAAUCGAGGCCAUACCCGCAUCCGCGGAACCUCAUACCGCUCCCCCCACGGUCUACCACUCGACUUCCUCGACCGUGUCGUUAUCAUUAGCACACAGCCUUAUUCCCCCGAAGAAAUCUCUCAGAUUCUAGCCAUCCGAGCUCAAGAGGAGGAAGUCGAUCUCUCUCCGGACGCACUCGCUCUGCUCGCCAAGAUUGGGCAGGAGUCAGGUCUCAGAUAUGCGAGUAACAUCAUCGCCACUUCGACUUUGCUGUCUCAGAAGCGAAAGGCCAAAGAAGUCAGUAUUGACGACGUGCAAAGAAGCUACCGCCUGUUUUAUGACCCCGCGCGAUCAAUCAAACUAGUCACUGAUUUCGAGAAGCAAUUCAUCAGUGAUAGUGGGGAGGUGAGCUUUGCGGUCAAUGAAAAUGGCACCAACGGCACCAGUGUGACCAAUGGAGCAGGCGUCGUUGGUGAUGCUAUGGACACCAGUGCCGCUUAGGAAGUCAUGAGUAUAUGAAUCAAGCAACGUUUCUCUUGAGUUUGAGGGAAACUAUCUUCAUUUCAAUGGCCUUCGAACCAGCUUGCAAACAAGCCAAAACUGCUGGCUACGAAAUCGACUUUAAUUGCCCGAGGUGCAGCCCAUUGUCGCUCAAGCAGAAUGGUGCCAGACGUACCUUCGGCGCAGUCACCCUCAGCAUGCCAUGCUGGCAUAUGACGUCUUCCAACCUGGCCAGAUCAACCAAGGCCUCAGCAGAUUUCAGGUAAUUCUUUUUCAGAUCGAUCGAUCAGCGUCAGCCUAGAGACAUUUCCAGCGCCGCUCAUACUGAUGUGACUUUAUUCGUCACACCACAGAAUGAAGGCUACAGAAGGUGGACAACAGUAACUUUGCUUCACCAAGCCGGCAGGGGCAAGUGAAUGACGCAAUUUGAAGUCUCGAUGAAGGGUGAAGAAGCACAAUGCUUCAUGGUUGCAGCAUGUCCAAGAUGUGACUGCUGCAGAUUUUCAGGCCUCGGGGUGGGAAAUCAGGCUUUGGUCCUGUCCCAUAAACAGACGAUGUAGUAGAUGCCUCCCAAUCUAUGUUCAAGUACAUGACCAUCGUCGUUAGUUCACAUGUGCCUGAUGCCUUUGCUCGUUGAAAU